UAAAACGAGCUGAAAGCACCCUGUUCCUCGACAAUCAAACCUAUAUAUAACCAAGUGAUGGUCAAGUUCGAGACUGGACAAAGUACAGCAUGCCGGUGACCAAUUCAAGAACAUAGGCGACUUUAGAGAUACUGCGAGGGACAACCUUGCCGUCGGGACAUGUUUGUGGACAUACAUUCUUACUGAUCCCAUGCAUUGGUUGAUAGUGUUCUAGGAACCCUCUGUUGACAGCACGGAAUAUUGAAGAAACAUUCUUCCCAGAACCCCUACCUUGUGUUUUCCGACCUGCCUCGUCGUGAACGAGAGACCAAAAGGUGCAAAAGAGCGGGAUUUUGGUGCCACUCAUCUCAGUAAGAGGUUGUGGCAAAGCCAAUCAUGAACUGCUUUGGCUCUCCCCCAGGCGAGGACGUUACCCCCCCACGUUCCAGACGGUCUGCAAACAACAUGGCCGCCAACUCAGCAACACCCCCCUCUGACAGGCGCUUCCUCAUCAUCUUCGACUUUGACGAGACCAUUGUGAAUGAGAGUAGUGAUGAUGUGGUGGUGCAGGCAGCACCAGGGCAGAACCUCCCCGCCUGGCUGAAGGACACAUACCGGCCGGGCCACUACAACGAGUACAUGCAGCGCGUGCUAGCCUACAUGGCAGAGAAGGGCGUGCCCGAGAGCGCCAUCCGCUCUGUCAUCGAGAAGAUCCCCGCCUCUCCCGGCAUGCUGGCCCUGUUCCAGUUCCUCCGCCACCGCCCUCCACAGGACUUUGAGGUGGUUCUGGUGUCUGAUGCCAACACCUUCUUCAUCGAGUCCUGGCUCCGCCGCGUUGGGGCCCGACAGCUCUUCGUCAAGAUCUUCACCAACCCUGCCACCUUCGACAAGGAUGGCCGGCUGGUGCUGCGCCCCUUCCACUCUCACAGCUGCCUGCGCUGCCCGGAGAACAUGUGCAAGCAGGUGAUCUUGAGGGACUAUGUGAUGAGGCGGACGCAGGAGCGUGGGCGGCCGUUCCAGAGGGUAUUUUACGUGGGCGAUGGGGCCAACGACUUCUGCCCGUCACUGAUCCUGGGCCCCCGGGACACGGCGUUCGCCCGGCGGGACUACCCCAUGCACCGGCUGAUCACUGAGAUCCACGAGGCCAGGCCAGGGGAGUUCAAGGCGGUCACUGUGCCAUGGGCCAGUGGGGAUGAUGUGGUGGAGCGACUCAGGAAGCACGCAGAGGAGAAAUAAUGAAUCUAGGGGGGCGGGGGGGUACACCACCUGCUCACACACACCCAUGAACAAAUACUCAAGAGACACACGCAUACACACACCCAUACACACUCAUACACAAAUCACAUUCCCAGAUCAAAUACCCACAAACCCACAUACUGACACACAUCAAUGAAAAAACACCCUACACUCAAGAAUAGAGCAUGCCAAUUGAACAGGCCUUUGAUAUAUUGCCUGCGACAGACAGUGUCACACUUCCGCUCAGUCCAUCUGUCUUACUCUGACUCAGCCAUAGAGCUACUGUAGAGAUACUGUAGUCUUUCAGUCCAUCUCCUCAUACUCUAGGCUUAAGGUCAAUGAAAGAUAGCAACCCAAUAAAAGCAUCACCUCUGUUAAUCAUUACAGAGACCUAUGCCUUAGUUGAUACCCUACCAAUCAGGCCAGUAUUGAGUCAACCAAGCUUUUACAGGGAUUGAUCCUCUUACGCUGGAUUGAGAGGGAAGAGGAACAAACAUACAUCAUUGACUGAAUAGGGGGUUCUGCAGUGAUCCAUUUAGGACUGAUGUAUUACCUGUAUUCCUUUGACACUGAGCUUUAUUGGUUUAUUAACAGUCAAACUAGGUCAGUAGGGCAGCAGAUCAUGUUAGUUAGUGGCCCGUUCUCUGACUCUACCCCUCUCCAGUCCAUACAAUGGCAUUGUCGAUGCUAAAUGAAUGGGUGGCUAUUCCAGUGUAAUUAUUAUCUUAUAUUAUCAAUAAUGAAUGGUGUUGUUUACUUGUUAACAGUGCUCUUUGUGAAAUAGAGAAUUUAUGGCUGAUCAGGGAAAAUGUAAUGUGACAACAUCGCCAUCUACUGGCAGACCUACAUAUUGCAACUGGAGACCAGUUUUAAAGUUUGGGAAAAUAAGUUCAAAUGUAAUGUACCAUAUGGCAUAACUAAAUAUUGUCAUUUUAAAACAUGUAUUAUUUGUGUAUACAUGUCUGUUUUUAAUAUGUACCAUGUACUUGUUCCACCACCAGCAGGAAUAUAAAGCCAUGAAUUUAA
Oncorhynchus nerka (sockeye salmon) is the source of this 2241-nucleotide messenger RNA. Its product is annotated as probable phosphatase phospho1. The record is from RefSeq and is a predicted model, not a curated record. Bases 376 to 1215 code for a protein of 279 amino acids. Gene Ontology annotation, molecular function: phosphatase activity. Lineage: Eukaryota; Metazoa; Chordata; Actinopteri; Salmoniformes; Salmonidae. The transcript is spliced from 3 exons.